Aspergillus calidoustus is the source of this 1407-nucleotide messenger RNA. NCBI's taxonomy places the organism in Eukaryota, Fungi, Ascomycota, Eurotiomycetes, Eurotiales, Aspergillaceae. The record is from the annotation of a GenBank genome assembly.
AGACUAGCAGGCUGCAGCGGGGUAUGGGAUAAGCACCUGGCAUAGGCAGCAGCCACUAGGCCUCCGUGAAAACGAAUAUUCAGCCUUUCAGGGCUGUCUGCAUCGCUUUACUGCAUCCACGGUUGUACUACGCGGGGCUCCUUUCAUCCAGUGGUUCAAGGCCAAGGUAAUCUUAUCGACCCACCAACAACCGGUUGGCUACGAUGACGCCAUACCUUGCUGGACGUUAUAAGCCGGUGGUUAGUUCAAUUAUCAACCUUAACGAACAGACUGCCUCUGGAUCACCUCAAAAGCUGUCACAAUGACCGACUUGAAUUUCCAUACCGAGGCGAUGACGGUCGUCAAGCGAUGGGGCGAUCGCAUUCAUGGAAAGACAGUGGUCAUCACUGGAACAAGUGAAGGCGGCCUCGGAGCGACAACAGCACUCGCACUUGCACACGCCCAACCCUCGAAAAUAUUCCUCCUCGCGCGCAACGAACGCAAGGUCAGCAAUGUCAUCAAGGAGAUCAAAGAAAUCAGCCCAUCAACGCAGGUCCCUUUCGUCAGCAUCGAGCUCGACGACUUUGACUCCGUGCGAAAAGCCGCAGCGACUAUACUCGCUCUGACGGACACGAUAGAUGUGCUCAUCAACAACGCCGGCGUAAUGGCCAUUCCCUGGGAAAAGAACAAGGAUGGAAUCGAAAAGACCCUGGCCAUCAACCAUCUCGGCCAUUUCCUUCUCACCAAGCGGCUCUUCCCUGCCAUUAUAGCGGCCGGGCCGGGAUCUCGUGUUGUCAAUCUGACCAGUGCUGGGUAUAAAAUGGGCCCGUUUAGGUUCGAUGACUGGAAUUUCUCGGACGGGCGAGAAUACAACCCUUUCGCAUCUUACGCGCAAUCAAAGACCGCCAAUAUUUUGUUUACGGUUGCGCUGGCCAAGCGAGCAAAAGACCAUGGCGUCCUUGCCUUUGCGGUUCACCCAGGAUACAUUCCCGACACAUCGCUCACAAAGCACAUGGCUUCUGUUGAUGCUGACGAGAUGAAUCGAGUCUCGCUAGAAAAUACUGGCGGCAAGUUCGCCCCCGAUGAGCCCAAGUCGCUGCAGCAGGGGGCGGCAACUUCAAUUGUUGCGGCGUUGUCGCCGGAUCUCGCCUCUCACAGCGGGGCGUAUCUGGCAGAUUGUCAGAUUGAGGAGGUCAGGGGGUAUGCCAACGAUUCAAAGCUGGCGGGGAAACUUUGGGAGAUUAGUGAGAAACUUGUCGGGGAGAGCUUUGGCAUAUAGUAGACGCGACUCUAAGUCUUCUCCGACCGCGAACUAGAAACGGAUGAUAUAGUGCUAAAUCCAUGACACAUAUUGUCUAUUCCACAGCUUCUUUACUCAGGGUUACUCCAUAUUCAAGCAACAAAUCCACAAGAUCCUGCCGAUUGUCC